AUGGUUCAAGAUCCAGCCUCCGCCGACGCGGCUAAACCGGCGAUUGUCAUCGUUCCGGGCUCCUUCUCGCCUGCAUCGUUCUACACCAACGUAGUCGACGCGCUCCACGCACACGGGUACGAAGCUAUUGUCGAAACCCUCCUUUCCUCGUCCCGCUCGCCCCUCAACGACGAGAGGGCGGCGACCAUGGAAGAAGAUGCGGACCUCUUCCGCCAGAUCGUCCAGGAUCUCGCGGAUCAGGGAAAAGACGUUGUUAUUGUGACGCACUCGUAUGGAGGCGUCCCGGGGACGGAGUGCUCAAGGGAACUCUCGAAGGCGACGAGAAGAGCGAUUGGCAAGCAGGGUGGGAUUUCGAGAUUCGUAUACGUAACCUCAGUGGUGCCCACGCCAGGCCACUCGUUGAAAGACCUUAUGGGAGACCUGGUUCCAUCUUUUCUCCAAGUCGAGGUGAGUAAGAGAGUGUUUUUGGCGACUGCGACAUUCGGGUUCCUCGCGCUGUUCUCCGGGAUGGCCUUGUCCAACUGGCUGACUGACUUCUUCUGCGUCGGAACAAACCAGGGCGAUUUCAUGAGCCACGUCAUCGAAGAGAGUGCAAAAUUGACGUUUUCGGACUUGCCGUUUGAAGAAGCAAAGGAGUGGGUGAAAAGGAUGCCAUACCACUCGGCUGCUAGCUUUGACGGCAAGCUCACGUACCCCGGGUACAAUCAUAUUCCGGUCUCGUUCGUCAUUUGCGAGAAGGACGUGAUUCUACCGCCGGAAUUUCAGCACUCCGUGAUCGACGGCAUUGAGCGGGAGAGUGGCAAGAAGGUAGAUGUGCAUACGUUGAAUACCGGACACUGUCCCAAUGCGAGUGCUCCGGAGGAUCUUGCAAGCGUCAUCAUCAAGGCAGUGGUGACAGCGGCUUGA
This is a messenger RNA of Cladophialophora psammophila CBS 110553, 906 nucleotides long. RefSeq lists its product as uncharacterized. The coding region runs from base 1 to 906 and encodes 301 amino acids. NCBI's taxonomy places the organism in Eukaryota, Fungi, Ascomycota, Eurotiomycetes, Chaetothyriales, Herpotrichiellaceae. The record is from RefSeq and is a predicted model, not a curated record. The transcript has a single exon.